GGAUUUUUAAUUGGAGAAAAGCACAGUGUAACUACGCAAACUGUGAGUGAUGCAGAAAUGGAAGAAGAAAAAAUUGAAACCACCAUAAACGUUAAUGGAACUUUUCCUGUGGGACUCCCAGUACUACUUUGUAGUCCUCUAGGCAGAAUUGAUGAAGUCUCAUUGAAAGAGAUGCUCGAGAGCUGUGAAAAGGAUGUGUUGGGGUGGUACAGUUUUAGAAGAAAUUCAAACCAUCGACCUACAAUGCGCGAAACCAUACUUCACAAAGAACUGUGCAAGACAUUCACUCACAUUAUUCCUCAGUGCUUUUUGUUUUGUGUAAUCACAACAUCAGAUAAUGAUGGAAACGCCACUUACUCUCAUAAGUUUACAUUUUCAACGUUCAACCGAAGGAGGUUCAUCCCUGUGUCCGUGGUGCAGACUAAUCUUGGAGAGGCUGAGGACAUCAACUACAGCAGAAACACUGUUGUAGACUCCUCCUUUACACAUCUACAGCAAGUGCUUCACUCCCUCAAUGGAUUAAGUAGCUCAAAAAAUGCUAUGGACACAUUACAUGUUGAAAUGAAUAAACAUGUAGAUGUUUUGGAACAGAAUGUGUCCAGAUUGCAGGCUGAAGUAGACUCCUACAUACACAGAAUUACUACUUCAAAUCAUAGCUUGAGUGUAGUGGAACAGAAAAGCUUAAGAAGAGAUCAUAACAUUCCUUCAACGUCAGCCAAGUUGUCUGCGGAUGAGCUCUCUGUGGAAUACUGACCUUGGCUCCUCUACAUUCAUCUGUUACCUCAGCAGUGUUACACUCAUUCAUUUUGUACAGUGGACCUUUGUUAUGAAAACGAAAACAUUAAUAAUAUAAGUGACCCAAAUAUGUUACAACAGUGUAUAUUUAUUAACAUUGUGGCCUUUAAAAUUAUACUUAGUUGAAAUAUU
Molecule: messenger RNA, 927 nt
Organism: Macrosteles quadrilineatus (aster leafhopper)
Lineage: Eukaryota; Metazoa; Arthropoda; Insecta; Hemiptera; Cicadellidae
Product: BRCA1-A complex subunit Abraxas 1-like
Exons: 6
Coding region: 58-753 (231 amino acids)
Cellular component (GO): nucleus
Molecular function (GO): polyubiquitin modification-dependent protein binding
Source: RefSeq, a predicted model, not a curated record